GGGGUGUGCGCAUCGUGGGCAGCAGUCUCCAGGGCAGAAUGAGGAAGGGUCUCCAUGAAGUCAAACCGAGGGUCAGGAGGAGCAAAUUCCAGGGUGUUGGUGCAGCAGGCACCACCCCCCAUCCGCCCCAUCCAAGAUAUCCUGGAGUGGGACCCUGGAUGAACAAUGCCAAGCUGCUGCAGAAAGGGCAUGCGGUCAGUGCUGCAGGGGCCUCCUGCCUCCCUAGGGACUGCAAGUGGACUCCUGUCCUGCCCUCUGCAUGGAGUGCCAACCUUGGGGACCAGAGGACAGGUGCCAGCAGCACAGAUGCUAUCUCCCCUUGGCGCUGGGGUGAUGAAAUGUGUAGGGUGCCCCCCCAUCUAGUCUUCCCACGUCUUGAAUUUUUUUUGGUACCGAGGAUCGAACUUGUGACCUUGCGCUUUCGGGGCGGGCGGCGGCACCACUGAGCUAAGUCCCAGGCCCCACGUCUUGAUUUUUGUUAGUUUCCCAGGGAACAGGUGCGACUGAGCCUCUCAGCAUUUCCACCUCCUCUACUUGGCCUCCAGGCUCCCUCUUCUGGGGGAGGUGACCCCUGCCUCCCCAGCACUUCUGGACUCACUGAGGCAGUGACUGGAUUAGGAGGGAAGGGGGCAGGCGCCACACGGCGGCGGGAGGGAAGGAGCCUGGAGUUUGCCAGGCCGGGUGGACCUGGAAAUGAGGCUGGGGAGGUCGAAGUGCAGGACCGGAAAACAUCUGAAAUGUCAGUGGCUCCGGGGACCUUCAGGAAGAACACACCUGACAUCAGCCUGGAAAGCGCUGGUUCUGGUUGGCGAGAGUGCUGCUCAGUCUGUUCAUAGGGGGAGAAAUUGUGGCUGUGCACUUCAGUGGGGAGUGGUUCGUGGGCAGCGUGUGGACCAACACGUCCUACAAAGCCUUCAGUGCCGAGCAUGUUCAAGCCCGCGUUGGCCUGAGUGUGGGCCUGGGACUCCAGUGCAGCAGCUGAACGAGACCAUUGACUACAACGAGCAGUUCACCUGGCGUCUGAACGAAGACUACCACCGCGAGUACGUGCGCGCGCUGCAGAAGGGGCUGCCGGACCCGGUGCUGUACCUGGCCGAGAAGUUCACGCCCAGCAGCCCCUGCGGGCUGUACCACCAGUACCACCUGGCCGGACACUACGCCGCGGCCACGCUGUGGGUGGCGUUCUGCUUCUGGGUCCUCGCCAACGCGCUGCUCUCCAUGCCCGCCCCGCUCUACGGGGGCCUGGCGCUCUUGGUCACUGGCGCUUUCGCACUCUUCGCCGUCUUCUCCUUCGCCUCGGUCUCCAGCGUGCCCCUGUGCCCGUUCCGCCUCGGCUCCGCUGCGCUCACGCCUGGCUACGGAGCCGCCUUCUGGAUCACGCUGGCUACGGGCAUCCUGUGCCUGCUGCUCGGUGCGGCCGUGGUGCUUCUCCACUAUGCCUGGCCCAGCUCCCUUCGCGCCGUGCUAGACCAGAGCGCCCCGGACUGCUGCGGCCUGGCGACGGCGGGCUCGCCCGUCAUCCUCAGCAACCCGCUGCACCCACAGUUCGCGCCCCCGGACUUCAAGAUCACCACAAAACUGUGAAGGGCGCCCACCUCUGGACUCUUCCCCGCCGGGGGACCUGGCGCGCCUGCAGGCAGUGGGCGGGGCACCCCAGGGACUCCGUGCGCCCCAAGCGAUGGAAACCCCCCGGGGACGCGGCGCUGUGCACGCUGGAGCGA
Heterocephalus glaber (naked mole-rat) is the source of this 1721-nucleotide messenger RNA. The record is from RefSeq and is a predicted model, not a curated record. Lineage: Eukaryota; Metazoa; Chordata; Mammalia; Rodentia; Bathyergidae.